This is a messenger RNA of Klebsormidium nitens, 2766 nucleotides long. Lineage: Eukaryota; Viridiplantae; Streptophyta; Klebsormidiophyceae; Klebsormidiales; Klebsormidiaceae. The record is from the annotation of a GenBank genome assembly.
CGUCCAGAUUAACAGGCCACCAUCAGGGCAGCACUACUAUUCACCUCUGUGCAGGACAGCGCUGUCUGCUUGCUCAAUCACCUGAUUGAGAUGGGUGUGCGGAGUUGGUGAAAUGGUCAGGACCAGCGGUUACUUCUCUUUGUAGAGCACCGACCUGUUCAUACUACGGUACGAGCUUAAAAGCUCUAGUUAGCACAAUGGCGCAAACUGCUCUUCAUUGCAGGACCUGCGCAGCGCUGACCGUGAGCUUUUCUCAGCAAACCUCAGCCUCUUCUCAGUCUCCUCACAAAACCCCUGGUGUCCUCGCACCGCAGUCAUACGGAGUGUUGCCUUCCGGCAUACCACUCCAGCAUUGUCAGCAUUUGACAGCGUUCCAUGAAGCUAGACCCAGGCCACGGCGUUGCAGUGCCCGGAGACCUGUCCGCGCUGCUGUUGCUGACCCACCGUUGAGUGGGGGCAUACAGUGGGGCUCACCGGCUGUCAGAGAUGUGCAGUGGGGAGAGCCGCAGAGGGGCACAGCUGCGACAAAGACAGUAGAGUUAGUCCCCACUCGAGGCACUCCGUCAACAUAUGCUCUCUACCAGCCACCCGCUGAAAAUAUGGACACAUACUCAGUAAGUGCUGAAGAGGCGGCUGCAGCAGCUCGGGCAACUAACGUUCCAGUGUACAACCCCGAUGCAAUGGCGCGGGAGUAUAGCAGGCAGCCACUCAAGGUAUUAAGGCGAGCGUUGCAGAUUGUGACGACCAUUGGCAGCUUUGGGCUGACCCUGCUCCAGGACCGGCAGCGCGGCCGCCUGGACUCGCGCACCAUGGUUCUGCGCGCCAAGCAGCUCCGGGGGCAGCUCACGCAGCUGGGGCCAACGUUUGUCAAGGUGGGGCAAGCCUUGAGCACGCGGCCCGACCUGUGUCCCCCGGAGUACCUCGAGGAGCUGGCAGCCCUGCAGGACGCCCUGCCCACGUUUUCGGACGCUGAAGCCUUCAGCCUGAUUGAGCGCGAGCUGGGUGGUCCCCUCGAGUCGUACUUCUCGUCCAUCACAGCCACGCCCAUCGCGGCAGCCAGCCUGGGGCAGGUGUACAAGGCGCGGCUGCGGCGCGACGGCAGCCUGGUGGCGGUGAAGGUGCAGCGGCCGGGCAUCGUGGAGCAGAUCAGCUUGGACUUUUACCUGGUGCGCGCCGCGUGCCAGCUGGUGGACAAGUACGUGGACGCUGUCACCACGCCGCUGGUGCCUCUCGUCGACGAGUUUGCCGCGCGCGUCUACCAGGAACUCAACUACGUCCAGGAGGGUCGCAACGCGGAGCGCUUCCAGCGGCUGUACGGGGACCGCGUGGACGUCAAGGUGCCGGCCAUCUACUGGGAGAUGACCGCCGCUCGCGUCCUUACCAUGGAGUGGAUCCAGGGGACGAAGCUGAGCGACCUGCCGGCGAUCAAGGCGCAGGGCAUGGACAUCCUGGCGCUGGUCAACACGGGCAUCCAGUGCAGCCUGCGCCAGCUACUCGAGGCGGGCUUCUUCCACGCAGACCCGCAUCCUGGCAACCUGCUGGCGACCCCGGACGGCAAGCUGGCCUUCCUGGACUUCGGCAUGAUGAGCGAGACGCCGUCCAAGGCACGCCUCGCCAUCAUCGGUCACGUGGUUCACCUCGUCAACCGGGACUACGAGGCGAUGGCGCGCGACUACUACGUGCUGGACUUCUUGACCCCGGACGUGGACGUGUCGCCCAUCGUGCCGGCGCUGCGCGGCUUCUUCGACGACGUGCUCAGCCUGAGCGUGCAGGAGCUCAACUUCAAGACCAUCGUCGACGGCCUCGGCGAGCUCUACUACGACUACCCCUUCACCGUCCCGCCGUACUACGCGCUGAUCCUGCGGUCGCUGACGGUGCUGGAGGGGCUGGCCCUGAGCAGCGACCCCGCGUUCAAGGUGCUCGCGGCCGCGUACCCGUACAUGGCCAAGCGCCUCCUCACCGACCGGGACCCCUACCUCCGCGACGCGCUCGUCGAGCUGCUCUUCAAGGACGGCCGCCUCAGGUGGAACCGGCUGGAGACGCUGCUGGCGGAGGGCAGCAAGGACUCGGACUACCGGGCGGGGGAGGCGCUCCAGCCCGUGCUGGGCCUCCUGCUGGGGCCCGGCGGCGAACAGCUGCGCCGCCUCGUCGAGCAGGAGGCGGUCAGGGUCACCGAGGCUCUUGUGAUCGGACAAAUGCUCGAGACGGCCCGCAUGCUGCCCACUCCCCUCCAAGGGCUGGUCCCUUUCUCCCCCGCUGGCACUCGCAUCGGGACGCUCGCAUUGGGGACGGGGCUGAAGCCGGAGGACGAGGUGCGGCUGCUGCAGCUGCGGGCGCAGGUGCUGCGCGUGUGGGACCUGCUGCGGAACGACAAGGGCUUCGACCCGGCGUCGUUGCAGCCCAUCCUGCAGGUACUUCAGCGGCCAGAGGCACAGGUACUCAGCAUCAACGUGGCCUCGGGGGUGUUCCAGCGAUUAGCGGCUCGCUUCUUGCAGCAGCUGCUGAGACCAGCACCUGCGACAGUACGGACUUGAUUGUACUGUCGUGCCAAUCGACCAACCCGGCAAGCAGAGUUGUAGAUAUUGUCUGCGAGUCGAACAUUUCUAUUUGCCAUGUUGCAUUCGGUCCCGGAUGAGUCUAAAACGCACGCGUUGACCUUCAAGUAUUAGACAGCGACGUUGGGGCAUUAUUGGUAGGUAUUCCUGUUGCUUGUCAAGGCACUGAGGACCACUUGGAUCUGAUCAUGCAUGUUCACAAUUGCUGGAU